Molecule: messenger RNA, 1356 nt
Organism: Penicillium daleae
Lineage: Eukaryota; Fungi; Ascomycota; Eurotiomycetes; Eurotiales; Aspergillaceae
Product: CCDC90 family protein
Exons: 2
Coding region: 1-1356 (451 amino acids)
Cellular component (GO): mitochondrion
Source: RefSeq, a predicted model, not a curated record
AUGGCCACACCCCGGCUUCCGUUCCUCUACCCGAGUUUGAUGCGUGCGGUUCGCUCUUGCGAACCGAACACGUAUCGUUCUCUCCAAUAUCCUGGGCUUAAACGAGGGUUCCAUACUACCCGGCGACGCGGUCAAGAAACCUACCAGCGGCGCUAUGGUCCAGCUGUCGAGCCCAACCUGCCUCCUCCCUCACGGCCCAAGGACAGCCAAUCGACCCAGAAUCCGGAUGAAACAGUGACCGGUAAAGAGACGGCUCAUACAGCUGAACAGAGCGCCCCCGUUUCAGAAGAGUCACAAGCGCAACCACAGUCGGAGUCGCAAGCGCUGCAGGAGGAUAUACAUGUGGACAGUGCAGAUGCUGCCGCGUCCGCCGCGUCCGCCGCGUCCGAACAAGCGGCUACCGAAUCAACGAAGCCCCAUGCCACACUGGAACCUGCGCGGGACGAGGAAGACACAGCUGCCGAGGCCGACACAUCAAAUGCUUUCACACCUCCACCCUCAAUGUCUGCAUCCGGUGACGUCGGGGAGGAGAUGUCGCAGAUGCCGCCCUACAUGAACCGCAGCGCUUUCGAAGAAGUCUAUCACAUGCCCUCUCCGCCUACCGGCCUCACGCCAACGGAAGCGCAAACAUCACACAAGCCGCCGCAUAUGAGCCCAGCGCCUUAUGUACACCAUUUCGAUACAUAUUCCCUCGUUCUUGAUCUCUCCAAGGGCGGAUAUACGAAGGAGCAGUCUAUCACUAUCAUGAAAGCCGUCCGCACCAUACUCCGGAACAACCUUGAUUUCGCCAAGCAGAGCUUGACCUCCAAGUCGGACGUGGAGAACGAGGAGUACCUUUUCAAAGCGGCCUGCUCGGAGCUCCAGCAGUCCCUGCAGACCGCGCGGAACUCUGAGGUUCAAAGACAGCGUGCAUCCCGGACACAGUUGGAACAUGAAACGGAUAUCUUGUCCCAGCGUCUUAACCAGGAGCUGUCGGGUAUGAAGGAUGACAUCAAGGGCAUGUUCAAUGACCAUAAAAUGGCCACGCGAGAGAACCAGCGCACCAUUGAUACUAUGGUUCAGGAAUUGAACUACAAGAUCACUGUCUCACUCAACAGCGAUGGCAAGAGCGAGAUCGAGGGUCUGCGGUGGAUUCUGACCAGACGUGCGGCUUUGACGGUCGGCAUCUGUGCUUUCAUGAUCAUCGUCUUCCUUAAAUACUCCUCUGUUCGCCGGGUCCAGGAGCCCAAGAAAGCCACAGAGGCCGAGAAGCCCGUUACCAAGGAAAUUACCACUGAAACUCGGGUCGUCCACAACGCAGGGGUCCAGACCGAGCCCCCCGUCGUGGAGGCACACCUUGGUGAAUCUUUGGGUUAA